Messenger RNA from Solea solea (common sole), 2541 nucleotides. RefSeq names its product cytochrome P450 4B1. The record is from RefSeq and is a predicted model, not a curated record. The transcript is spliced from 12 exons. The coding region runs from base 367 to 1911 and encodes 514 amino acids. NCBI's taxonomy places the organism in Eukaryota, Metazoa, Chordata, Actinopteri, Pleuronectiformes, Soleidae. Gene Ontology annotation, molecular function: monooxygenase activity; iron ion binding; oxidoreductase activity, acting on paired donors, with incorporation or reduction of molecular oxygen.
CCGUGUCCCACAAGAUCAUUAUACAUAAGAUCAGAAUCAGAAUCAGAAGAGCUUUAUUGCCAAGUACGAUUUGCACAUACAAGGAAUUUGUUCUGGUGUCAAAAAGCAAAGAUACCGGUCCUUUUUCUUCUUCUUUUUUUUUUUUUUUUUUUUACUUUAUUUUACCCUUUACAGCAGUAUAAAAACUGUUAACUUGCUCAAAUAAGAUGAGGUUGUGGUUAUAGAGGGAGCGUGUCAUGAGUAGGAGUGUCGUGAGCGCUGCAGGCUGCAGCCAAACCCUUCUCCAUUCACCGCCAGCACUACGCAGCUGGAUUAUUGCUUCAUUCUCGCUCUGUCCCUCUGCACAGAGACACUGGUCCUACAGCCAUGGAUUUGUCAGGACUCUUCGCGGUGUUUGAUUCGGGCUGGCCUCGCCUUCACCACCUGUUAGCUCUGCUUUGUCUCUAUGUCGUAGUUUAUAAAUUACGCGUCUUAUGGCUCCAAAGAAGAACCGAAUUUAGAAUCACGGAACACUUUCCCGGACCGCCGAGACACUGGCUUUGUGGAAAUUUACUUCAGUUUAAACACGAUGGGACCGACUUUGACUUGAUCCUGAAGUGGGCAGAACAGUAUCCUUGUGCUUUCCCAAUGGCAUUUGGUCCCUUUGUGUGUUUCCUCCACAUUUACCACCCUGAAUAUGUAAAAACCGUACUGUCAUCAACAGAACCUAAAGAUGACGUGAUAUAUAGAUUUAUUGAGCCCUGGAUUGGUAAUGGUUUACUGGUCUCAAACGGCCAGAAGUGGUUUCGCAACAGGCGUCUCUUGACACCAGGGUUCCACUAUGAUAUCUUAAAAUCCUACGUGACAUUGAUGUCAGACACUGCUACAACAAUGCUGGACAAAUGGGGAAGAUAUGCAAAUACAAACGAGUCCUUUGAGUUGUUUGAUCAUGUGAGCCUCAUGACACUGGACAACAUUAUGAAAUGUGCCUUCAGCUACAACAGCGACUGUCAAACUGAAGGUGGGAAAAAUGAUUACAUCAAAGCAGUGUAUGACCUUGCUAAUCUGAUAAACUUGCGGAUGAGGUUAUUUCCGUACCACAACGACCUCAUCUUCCACCUCAGCCCAACUGGCUUCAGGUUCAGGAAAGCGUGCAGGAUUGCUCACAGACACACAGCGGAGGUCAUAAGAAAGAGAAAGGAAGCACUGAAGGAAGAAAAGGAGCUGGAACGUGUGCGAUCCAAGAGAAUCCUGGACUUUCUGGACAUCCUUCUCUCUGCAAGAGAUGAGUGUCAGAACGGGCUGUCAGAUGAAGAAAUCCGAGCAGAAGUGGACACCUUCAUGUUCGAGGGUCAUGACACCACAGCCAGCGGCAUCGCCUUUAUCCUCUACUGUCUUGCCUGCCACCCAGAACACCAGAAGCUGUGCAGGGAGGAGGUCACUGACGUUCUGUGUGACAAAGACACCAUGGACUGGGAGGAUCUCAAUAAAAUUCCAUACACUACAAUGUGUAUCAAAGAAUGCCUUCGUCUUUACCCUCCUGUACCGGCAAUAGCCAGAAAAAUCACCAAACCCCUGAAAUUUUUUGAUGGCAGGACUCUCCCUGCAGGCUCCAGAGUUUCAAUAUCUAUCUUCAGGCUUCACAGGGAUCCAGCUGUAUGGGAAGACCCACAUGUCUUUGACCCACUGCGCUUCCUACCUGAGAAUAUCUCCAAGAGGUCACCUCACACGUUUUUGCCCUUCUCAGCUGGACCCAGAAACUGCAUUGGUCAGAACUUUGCCAUGAAUGAGAUGAAAGUGGUGGUGGCCCUGACACUGAAGAGAUAUCACCUGAUCGAGGACCCCACACAGAAACCCAAGUUAAUUCCUAGACUGGUGCUGCGCUCGCUCAACGACAUCCACAUUAAAAUCAAACGUGUGGAUCUGAGCUAAGUCGCUGAAUGAAGAACAUGUUUGUUUUUUAAAUGUAUAAACACAUGAGAGGUAAAGCUGUAAUCGAGAGGAAAUGUGUUGAUAAUUUUUAUCAAGGUGCGAGGUGUCAACUACCGUAGGUGUAUUGGAAGAACUGAACUUAAAGGGCUGUUUCACCCAACUAAGAGUGAACUUAAAACCAACCGUGUCUGUCCAGUAGAGGGAGGAUUAGGUCGGGGGCUACAAUAAAGUUUGAUCGUUUGAAUGGAGAUGUCAAGAUGGAAGGAGGAAGUGUGACUUAUAUGAAUAUAUAUAUAUAUGAAUAUAUAUAUAUAUAUAUAUAUAUAUAUAUAUAUAUAUAUAUAUAUGAAUCAAACAAUUGAAGAUAUCAAAUCACUCAAGCAACAUGUUCAUGUUUCUUAGCGUUUCCAUUAGGAACCAACCACUCGAUUCUUUGGUACAUUUCCCUUUGGGUACCAGAGUCAGGGUGAAGCUAGAUCGACUCCACCCACGACAAUCAGCCGAUUGGUGCGACAAAAAAACGUCACUCCCUCGCAGGGUGUUUUAGUAUCCCAUCAACUAAAAACAGUCGUUACAUUCUACGUCUACGUCAACUUCAAAUGUGAUAAUAAAAAACCUCCCCAAACUCAA